AUUUAAGUAAAUUCUUAUACGUUAAGAGGAUCGAACACGUUUCAAUCUUUCUCUUCUUCCCUCUUGUCACAGUUUUUUCCUCUGCCCUGCCGGAAGAAACGAAUUGUCCCACCGAUUCCUGGUGUGUUCCAGGUGGUAAUCGGAAAUUAUGAGGUGGUUCUGGAUUAUCGUGCUAAUAGCUCUGGCGCUGCCAGCAGCCGUGCCACGAAAGACGCAUCGCAGCAAACCGACGCCGAGGCUGUACGGGGAGAGGGUGCCUGUCAAGUUGCUGAGAACGAGCAACAGCAAGGUCCGUCAGAAGAUCGUCGACACCCAUAACUAUCUUCGCACCCAGGUCAAGCCCCCAGCUGCUAAUAUGCUGGCCAUGAAAUGGCAUCCAGGCUUGGCCAAAGCUGCGCAGAGAUGGGCCAAUCGAUGCCUUGGAUUGGUACACGACAACGCGACUGGCCUAUAUUUGGACGGUUUUGGGCAGAGCGGACAGAACAUCUUCAUUACGACGAGAAGGACACUGUGGAAUUUCCCGAUCAGGAUGUGGUACAUGGAGUACAAAGAUUACAAAUACGGCGACGACGAGGGGAACGAUCUACACGAGAUCGGGCAUUACACCCAAAUCGCGUGGGCGACCACGCAUCUGGUUGGAUGCGGCGUGAGCCACUGUACCGGUGGCCGAGGACCACUUGGCAAGGAUUUCUUUAUGUACGUCUGCAACUAUGCCCCGAGCGGGAAUUACAAAGGUCGGCUGGGCCACCCGUACGUUGCCGGGAAACCGUGCACCAUGUGCAAGGACCACUGUUCGAGGAACAAGCUUUGCACGAACGCGUGCCACUACGUCGAUCUCUGGUCGAACUGCGUCGAGCUGGCGAGGAUGUUUCGCUCGUGGGUCUGCGAGACGAACACGAGCGAGGGCCGCGAGCGGCGGAAGUUCUGCGGCGCAACGUGCAAUUGCGAGGGCAAGAUCUACUAUCACCACGGGUAGUGAACCCUUCCAACCCUUUCCUUCGCCCCCAUCCUCGCGUCGAUUCAUCGUUCGCUCAUCCUCCCCUCCUCUCUCGGGACGUAAGGUCGAUACGAUGCGAAAUAAUUUCGAGGUUUUGGAGGCGAGACGGGUUCCACAGGCCUUCGAGACUUGGAACAACGGGGAAAUUGUA
Messenger RNA from Apis florea (little honeybee), 1148 nucleotides. RefSeq names its product cysteine-rich venom protein pseudecin. The record is from RefSeq and is a predicted model, not a curated record. NCBI's taxonomy places the organism in Eukaryota, Metazoa, Arthropoda, Insecta, Hymenoptera, Apidae. Gene Ontology annotation, cellular component: extracellular region.